UAACGAACUAUUAGUUGAUAUACUGAUAUACUGAACUAUUCAUGAAUAACAUCAACGAAUUUUGUACCGGUUAACAAGUGACUAGUAUUAUGGCCUGACGUGCAAUGUACUGUUUGGAGGGACGUCUAUGUCAUCAUUAUGUGAGAAAAGGGAUAUUCAGUCUUCAAAGUUAACUCGUGUGGUGAAACUAACAUGGAUAUUAUAUUCCGGGUAACUUGUAUACUUUGUUACUUCUCAUACUAUGGUGAGGGAUCGACUACGUACCUCACAUCAAAUAGCUCCAGGCAAUACAUCACAUCACCAAACUAUCCACAAAGUUAUGGGAAUUUGCAGUCCAUGAAUUGGGUGAUAUCCGCCGACAGUUCAACAUAUAACCCAGCUGUGUACAUCCAAGUGGUGGACAGUGAACUCCAGCCAUCUCUAGCCUGCUACAAUGACGUCGUCGCAAUUUACGACGGUGACAGCACUUUUUACCCAGAGAUAGUGUCCUGGUGUGGAUCAAACUACCCCUUGUCCACCACUCACUCGCAUUACAACACCAUCAUGAUCAGUUUCCGAUCAGAUAAAUCAGACAACAGCUACAGGGGAUUUCGGAUAGCAUAUUGGACCCAAACUACAGCCAAGGUGACGUAUGUGACAAAACCUUUGACCAGUCGGAACUAUGCACUGUUGGGAUUCGCUGGAACCAUCAUUUCCGUGAUACUGAUCGGUCUUGGAUUCAUUAUAUAUGCCAGAAAUCGGGACAAAAUAUCCAGUUUAUUUGCUGGUGAAGAUGCUUAAAAAUAGAUAUACAUAUUUACUACUGUGAAAUACAACAUUGAUCAUGCAAUACACUUAACAUUUUAACAAGUUAUGAUGUUUGAACAUUUGUUAUUGAUAGAAUUCAUUUAUCUAUCCGCAGUUCUUUCUGUGGAUUUAUAAAAAAUUACACAAGA
Messenger RNA from Ostrea edulis (European flat oyster), 935 nucleotides. RefSeq names its product CUB domain-containing protein 2-like. The coding region runs from base 193 to 780 and encodes 195 amino acids. NCBI's taxonomy places the organism in Eukaryota, Metazoa, Mollusca, Bivalvia, Ostreida, Ostreidae. The transcript is spliced from 5 exons. The record is from RefSeq and is a predicted model, not a curated record.